Sipha flava (yellow sugarcane aphid) is the source of this 1067-nucleotide messenger RNA. RefSeq lists its product as uncharacterized. Bases 28 to 981 code for a protein of 317 amino acids. Lineage: Eukaryota; Metazoa; Arthropoda; Insecta; Hemiptera; Aphididae. The transcript is spliced from 4 exons. The record is from RefSeq and is a predicted model, not a curated record.
GAGUGGUUAUAGGUGUUUUGUUAAAAAAUGAGUGAUACGGAUGAUAAAUUAAUGAUUGCUUGUGCCGCGUACGUAGUAAUGAAUAGUGUAGUUAAAAAAAAACAAAAACGUAAAUUAAAAAAAAAUCGCCGAUUUUGGGUUAGUGAAAUUUUUAAAAACCGUGUUCGCUAUAGUGGAACAGACUUAUUUAAUGAUUUGAAAAUGAAUAGUGCUGUUCAUUUCUCAAAUUUUUGUCGUAUGAAUAUAAAUGAUUUUGAAAUGUUACUUCAAUUAAUUGGACCUAAGAUAGCAAAAAGCGAUUCACAUUUUAGGAAAGCCAUACCUGAAAAAGAACGACUCCUCGUAACUUUACGAUACUUAGCCACUGAUGAUUCGUUUCACAGUCUUGCUUAUUUAUUCAAAUUUUCGAAACAAGUAAUUUGCAAUAUUAUACCACAAGUAUGUGAAGCCCUCAUGGAAGUAUUGGAUGAAUAUUUACAAAUUCCAAAAAACCCUGAAGAGUGGUUAAAGAUAUCUCAAGGUUUUUUUAACCAAUGGAACUAUUCAAACUGCUUAGGAUCAAUGGAUGGUAAACAUAUAAUAAUUCAAGCUCCCAUUAAUACUGGCAGUGAGUUCUUUAACUAUAAGGCAACCUUUAGUAUCGUACUAUUUGCAUUAGUAGAUGCAGACUACAACUUUUUGUUUGCUGACGUUGGGUGUCAGGGGAGAAUCUCAGAUGGUGGCGUGUUACUAUAUAAAAAAUUGGUGAAAGGAGAACUUGGCAUACCAAAUCCACAACCAUUGCCAGGAAGAAACAGACCCGUCCCUUACGUAUUUGUAGCGGACGAUGCAUUUGGAUUACAUGAUAAUAUAAUGAAACCUUAUCCGGGGAUUCAAGAAAAAUGUUCUGAAAAAAGGAAUGAGUACAAAGAUACAAAGGGUAUUGAGGGGCGGCAUUUUAAAAUCUGCCCUCAUGCGGAAAAUUUCUUAACCCGGCACUGACGGCUAUUUUUAUUACAUGGGCCUUAACGCUGUCUUAGGUAAAAACACGGACCUUGAUUUGGACUCUUGGACAGUUGGCCCAUCGG